This is a messenger RNA of Ananas comosus (pineapple), 3021 nucleotides long. Its product is annotated as DNA topoisomerase 1 alpha-like. Gene Ontology annotation, molecular function: DNA topoisomerase type I (single strand cut, ATP-independent) activity; DNA binding. Gene Ontology annotation, biological process: DNA topological change; chromosome segregation; DNA replication. The transcript has 16 exons. Lineage: Eukaryota; Viridiplantae; Streptophyta; Magnoliopsida; Poales; Bromeliaceae. Gene Ontology annotation, cellular component: nucleolus; chromosome. The record is from RefSeq and is a predicted model, not a curated record. Bases 63 to 2720 code for a protein of 885 amino acids.
CCGCAGCCGCUCCCUCCGCCGCGUCGUCGCCGCCGCAGCAGCAGCCUCCGCGGGGAAAAAUAAUGGCUGUUAAUGGUUGUAUCAGUCCGGUUCCUUAUGACAACGAUGAAGAUGAAGAUGGGCCUGCUAUUUUUAAAAGGCCAAGCUCAUCUAAAAAUGGUCAGAUAAACUCUUCUUUGAAGAAGCCCGCUUCUCAGAACCACUAUAAUUCCUCUUUGGGAAGGACUACUUCUAAUAAACAUUCUUCUAAUGGCGAGAAUUCAAACUCGCAAAAGAAUAAGGCGAUUUCUGCUGUGAAAAUAUCUAACCAAAACCCUAGGUCAACAAGCUUAGUUUCUAGAGCUUCGGUACCUGUUAGUAAUGUAAAGAGCACACAUCUACAAAGGCCUCAUUCUGAAGCUGAAAAUACAGAUGAUUCGGAUGAUGAUAAACCAUUAACUUAUAGACUUAAUUCAGCUUCGGCAGCGUCGCAAAAAAGCAAUUCCAUGCUUGUGGAAAGAGCAAUUCUGGACAGUAAAAGUGAAUUUUCAUAUGAUUCUGAUGAUAAUAGACCAUUGAGUUCCAAAUCUUUACCAGCUGUUACAGAGAAAGGUAGCAAGAAAGAGUAUUCUGAUGAUUCAGAAGAUGAUAAACCUCUUCUUUCUAGACUUCCUUUGAAAUCCACUUCAGCUUCUAAGGUUGCACCAAAUGCUUCCAUAAAGAAGGAAAGUAGUAGUGAUCUAGGGUUCACAAAAGGCCUAAACAAGCGCCCACUUGGCGACUCUAAUAGUUCGAUUGGUCCUUCAAUAAAGAAGCCAAAAAUUUUUAAUUCUUCAGCGUCUGUAAAGGUCAAGGAUGAAGGCUCAGUGAAAGAGGAAUUAAAAACAGAGGAUGAUGAUGAUGACAUACCACUUUCUCAAAGGCUGAAAAAUUCUCAAUCUUCCGAAAGAAAACCAUCUUCUAAUAAGAUAAUAAAGAAACCGACCUCAUCUUUCAAAAAAGAUUGGAAGAAAAUGAAGAAAUCAUUUAAAAAUUCUCAAUUCUCGAAGAGGUUAAAGGUCCCACCUGGCUCUGGUGGAGGAAAGAAAUGGACUACUUUGGAGCACAAUGGGGUUAUUUUUCCUCCUCCGUAUGCGCCUCAUGGGGUCAAAAUGCUCUACAAUGGACAGCCUGUUGAUUUAACUCCGGAACAAGAAGAGGUUGCAACAAUGUUUGCUGUAAUGAAAGACACCGAUUACGCCACCAAGCCAAAAUUUAUAGAGAACUUUUGGAAUGACUGGAGACAAAUUCUGGGUAAAAAUCAUGUUAUUAAGAAAUUUGAGCUUUGUGAUUUCACCCCAAUCUAUGAAUGGCAUCUCCGGGAGAAGGAGAAGAAGAAACAGAUGAGUUCAGAGGAGAAGAAGGCCUUAAAGGAGGAGAAACUGAAGAAAGAGGAGAAGUACAUGUGGGCUAUUGUUGAUGGCGUCAAAGAGAAGGUUGGCAAUUUCCGAGUCGAACCGCCUGGGUUAUUCCGAGGCCGUGGAGAGCAUCCGAAGAUGGGAAAACUGAAGCGACGAAUUCGGCCAAGUGAUAUCACAAUAAAUAUUGGAAAAGAUGCUCCAAUUCCAGAGUGUCCCAUACUUGGUGAAAGGUGGAAAGAAAUAAAACACGACAAUACUGUCACAUGGCUAGCAUUCUGGCCUGAUCCAAUAAAUUCAAGGGAGUUCAAGUAUGUGUUUUUGGCUGCGAGCAGCUCAUUGAAAGGGCAAAGUGACAAAGAGAAAUAUGAGAAGGCUAGGCUAUUGAAGGACUACAUACAUACUAUUCGUGAAAAUUAUACAAGGGAUUUUACCAGCAGAGAUGCAACAAAGAGGCAGAUAGCGGUGGCGACUUACCUUAUUGAUAAGCUUGCCCUUAGGGCGGGGAACGAAAAGGAUGAUGAUGAGGCGGACACUGUUGGUUGCUGUACUCUGAAAGUGGAGAAUGUUGUUUGUGUUCCUCCAAAUAAGUUACAAUUUGACUUCCUUGGUAAAGAUUCAAUCAGAUAUUUUAAUACAGUGGAGGUCGAAUUACCUGUAUACAAAGCAAUCGAGGAGUUCCGCACUGCGAAGAAAAGCGAUGGAAAAAGAAAAAGCAUCGGGGAUGAUCUCUUUGAUUUGCUUGAUACAAGUAAACUUAAUGCUCAUCUGAAGGAACUUAUGCCUGGUCUAACUGCAAAAGUGUUUCGUACUUAUAAUGCUUCCAUUACUCUGGAUAACAUAUUGAACAAAGAAACCAAGGAAGGCACUCUCCCAGAAAAGAUCGCUGUUUAUCAGCAUGCAAACAAAGAGGUAGCUAUAAUAUGCAACCAUCAGCGCAGCGUCUCAAAGUCCCAUGAAUCCCAGAUGUCUAAGUUGAAUGAAAAAAUCAACGACCUAAAGGCCCUCAGAGAGGAACUGAAGGUUGAUUUGAGUAGGGCGAGGAAAGGGAAGCCUCCACUUAAAGACAAGGAAGGGACGCCAAAGAAGAACUUGUCACCUGACGCGAUAGAGAAGAAGCUUUCUCAGACUGAAGUGAAAAUAGAGAAGAUGGAGAUAGAUAAAAAGAUAAAAGAGGAUUUAAAGACGGUGGCGCUGGGGACGUCUAAGAUUAAUUACCUCGAUCCUAGAAUUUCUGUUGCGUGGUGCAAGCGCCAUGAAGUUCCCAUCGAGAAGAUAUUCAACAAAUCACUUCUUGCGAAAUUCGCAUGGGCGAUGGACGUCGAUCCUGGCUACAGAUUUUGAAGCAUUGUUUCUCAGCGAAAGCUGUGAUUUUACUAACUCCGGGCAGCGAAACAUGUCGGCCUUCCAGCUUUUCAUUCUAAGUCCAUUUCGAAAUAGGAAACUAUACCCCCACAGAAAGGAGAAAGGAAUCUCAAUUGUUGUAAGAUUUGAUAUGUCUCUGUACUGAUAAAUAAGCAAUGCUGCAUUUAUCCCUGCAGAGAGCUGCUCUCAUUGUGUACAAUUGAUUCAUAUAUAAGGAAAAGAAAAUCUUGUUGUGACUGGAUACAUUUUUUAUUUAUAGACAUUAAAUCCACUUCAAAAA